AACAACUUUUACCAAUAUGCGUGUAGCAAGUGGGAAAGUAAAACGCCGUUGUCUGCCAUGGGACUUGGGGUAUCGACGUCUGUGGAUACAGUCAUAGAUGAAUACAUGUCUUCAGACCUCAGAGACUACAUUCUCCGAACGAAAAACGGCGGAUCGAAUUCAGCUAGGUUCAUUUACAAGGCGUGUAUGUCAUCCUAUCGCCAUACUUCUGCUUUUAUCAAGUCCAAAAUAUUUUCUGCGCUACCGGUAAAGGCGUGGCCGUUUAACGGUAACAUAAAUCCGCUCGAAAUAUGGCGGACAGCUGGUAUCAUGGCGCGAAAAUACGGUGUUCCGGCUCUUUUAAAUGUUGUCGUAGGCAUUGAAAGAGCUACAAAGAAUAACAUGGUGGAAGUUACAUUGCCUCGGCCUUUAUUCUUCAUCGGCGACGAGUCGCGCCCAAACGUAAAACAUAUGUUUAGGAAUGCGAUUCGCGAAGCAGCGACAGAGUUUAACCAUACAACCAUGGUUGCCAACUUGACAGCGCAGAUCAUGGCAGUAUUCAAAGGCAUCGCCAGGGUCAGUGACAAACCAGCGGCUUCGAGAACUUGUCGGGUGAGGAAACUCAAGCACAUAGACUACAGCGUUCGAACGUUUAUCACUGCCGUGUUCAACGGCGACAUCAAUCCGAACACGACCGUGGUCGUCGUGAACUCUGACGUGGUUCUUGGAGGGCUUGUCCGAUUAACGCACAACUUGAGCGUGCAGCAUUUCCUCAACUAUCUCGGCUUCCGGUUACUCGUUCGGCUGGCCGUGCUACUGCCGGGACCCCUGGUGAACCUCAGGCGUCUGUUCAGCGUCGAAUUCACGGGGCGAGUUGUGCGGGAUGACUUGAAGUGGCUCCUUUGUAUGCGUCUUGCAGAGGCUGUGGUACCUGCCUGCCUGGAAAACCUGCAGGCGAAGAUGUUUGCUGAGAGGGGAGCACCUACUCUGGCCAGGUGGUUCUGGCUGCUGCAAAUGGAAGAUUUCUUCUCCAGAAACCUGCGCAUCUGUGCGUGGAUAUCGGAGAAGACUCUCAGCCUUAUGGAAAAGAAGAUGGAACGCUACAAGUUUGUUCACGUUUCUUUCGAUAAAGCCUCGAAAAAUAGCGCUGGUUGUGAAAAUGUGCGGAAAUUGCUGGUUUCGAGAAGGCGACUGAGGAAGUCCCAGCUCGUGCCAGCCAUUCUAGCUACGUGGGAGAUCUAUCAGGAGAUGUACCUGAACCAAACAAGUCAACGACUCUUACCAAGAGAUCCGGGAUUCCUCUUCGAAGUACACCCCAGGUUGGCAGAAUCCCUGCAGACUGUGUACGUUCCCCCUGGUCUCGUCAACGCUUCUGUUCCCGAGAACAGCACGAUGCUUGCCUUCCACCUUUCCCGCGUGGCCACGCGUCUCUUUCGGGCGCUGGUGCCGGUGGCAAGCGCGGAGGGCGGCCAAUGCUCGGUGCCCUCGGCGCUGACGCAGCAGUCGCAGCGAUCCCUUGACCGACUCCGCAAGUGUCUGGCCAAGGACGCGCAGUCGCUGCCUUCGCAGCUCCAGCCCCGAGCUUCGGACGUGUUGUGGGACGGCGAAGGGCGGGAAGGCGACGAAGCCGGGUUCGCCAUACUGGCGCAGACGGCCGCCCUCGGCCUCGCCUUCGCGGCGUUCAAGGAGAUGCUUCGCGUCGAUCUGAUCUGGCGACUGAACUUCCGGUUCGCAUCCCUCGCCAACGUUUCGGCCGACCAGCUGUUUUUCCUGUACUACGCGCUCGACAACUGCGAGCGCAGCGACCGCACGCACCGCGCACACGAGUACGUCGCCUGGCGUCGACUGCCGGCCGAGCAGCGGGUCAACCUGCCCCUCCGCCAGAUGGCGCACUUUGCCGAAGCCUUCGGGUGCGAACCGGGCCGGAGCGCCAUGGCGCCGAUGAACCGCUGCGGAGUGCUGCGGUGGCCUGCGCCCAGACCUGGCCUGUGGAACGACGGUCGACAGGCGCUCAACACCCGCGUGUAGUCAUAGCUGAGUUCGAGACCAGUGGUGACUCGACUGCUUGGUGUAUAAUGCAGUGAUCAUUAAUAUUAUUCAGCUUUAUUAGGAUGAAUAGCUUGUUGGCCCAGGCUGUGAUGAGCACUUUAGAGAACCGCUUUGGAGUCUUCACGUCUGUUUUCUUUUACCAGUACAGCGAAAGCUUGGACACUCACUGCGAUCAAUAAUGCGCAUUUUUCUAUAACUACGGUUGCAAGCAAGACCUGGCUCGAGGUUACAAUAAACC
Dermacentor andersoni is the source of this 2266-nucleotide messenger RNA. RefSeq lists its product as uncharacterized. Gene Ontology annotation, biological process: protein processing. Lineage: Eukaryota; Metazoa; Arthropoda; Arachnida; Ixodida; Ixodidae. Gene Ontology annotation, cellular component: plasma membrane. Gene Ontology annotation, molecular function: metalloendopeptidase activity. The record is from RefSeq and is a predicted model, not a curated record.